Messenger RNA from Dimorphilus gyrociliatus, 1414 nucleotides. The record is from the annotation of a GenBank genome assembly. NCBI's taxonomy places the organism in Eukaryota, Metazoa, Annelida, Polychaeta, Dinophilidae.
AAUGAUUCAACAACAAUUUAAGAGAUUGAAAAUUAAUCGUGAAAAACGAAUUGAAUCACUCGACAGAUCGAUUAAAAAGCACGUUGUAGCACUUUAUCGUAAGAGAAAUCGUUUUGUUUCCGAAAUAGAUGUAAUUUAUGAAAAGAACAAAUCUGAAUUGAAACAAACGAAAAAUGUUAUCAAAGAUCUACUAGAGACGACGAAAAAUAUGGAGGAUACCUAUAGUCGUGACUCAUUUAGAUUGAAUAUUAAAGAUUAUCUUGAAUCGUGUAUAAAUGAAAUGCAUAAAGCUGAGAUUUAUGAUAAAUAUUCAUUUUUAAGUGAAUUAGAUAAGGUAAAGAUUGUUGAGCAUACUUUUGAAAGACCAAUUUCUGAAUUAUCGUUUCAACUCGUGGUAAAACCAAGAAAGAUUAUUGAUACAAAGGUAGGAUUUCUGGUGCUUUUAGGUAGAUCGAGGGUAUACGCGUUAUUUUCCGAAGCACUUUUAGUGGAAGAUGAUAACGAAAUUCUUGAUAUUUGCCCAACGUACAAUAGAGAUUUGGCAUAUAUCCAAUAUAUAAAAGGUGUAUUUUAUUAUAAAGAAGUAGUUCUGGAAGGAGAUUAUAUAAAUGAAAGAAUAAGACAAAGAAAAGGAAUUCCUUUAGUGGAACGUGAUAGUUGUCCUUCUAUGGCGAUAUUUUGCGUUUUCAAAGAUUCUAUCUUAUUAAAGAAUGAGAAUUCAUUUGACGAAUGUCUCUUCAAAAAAUCCAACUAUAGACCAAUGAGCUAUUUGAAAGAUGAUCGUAAUGAUCUAUUUCAAUAUUCAAAGGAUAAUUAUAAAACCUUUCCUCACGGUUUAUGCAGGAUACUUGGAUCAUUUAUUGAGUAUUAUAGCUCCGAAGCGAAGUUUACCUACCUUAUUAGAAUUGUUCCUAUUGUAAAGGAAUAUCCAUCGGUAUCUAACGAGAUAAUAUCGAAAUUAAACGAAGGAUAUGAAAUUUUUUCGAUACGAAAUCAACAUUUUCUUGUUCAUUUUGGCAAAAAAGUUGGAUUCUCUUUAGAUAAUGACGCUUAUUUCAAUGGUAAAAUUUUGUUAGAGUAUCGAAUUGAAGGAGAGAUGGUAAUGUUUUGUUUAACUGACAAGGAUAAAUCGAAAAAUAUAACUAUUGAUCGUUAUUUGAAUUUAGCAUAGACAUAUUUUUCAAUCGGAAGCUUUCUACUUAUCCUCCUCCUCUUCUACUUUAUUAGUCAUUACGAACUUAUAUCGAACCGUAUACCACGCUUACAUUUAGUAAUUUGAUUUUAAUAAAAUUAUAUUCUCAUCACAUGACCGUCAUAUAUUCUAUAAAUAGUACACUAUUACGAUUCUUAAACGUUAUUGAAUUAAGAGAGUAUCAUAUUUAGCUAUUUUUGUUAUUCCAAAAGUUUACAAAAA